AUGAAUUAUGAAGGUGACCCAAAUACAAAAGUCAUCUCGACAUCAGAGGACGACGCUGUCGCAAAUAAUGUUACUCCAGUGUCCCCUACAAAACCUGUUCAUCAACAGGUCCAUUCAAGCUACCACCACGAUCAAUCUUCGUCAAAGCAACACAGAAAAAUAAAACAACCUCGUCAGCGUCAAAAGCGUCAUGACCAUAAAGCUGCGGACGGUGCAGAAGAUGUGUUUGAAGAUAUAGAUCCAAUCCACAACCCUUCGGAAGAUGAAAUCGUAAUACCAGAACAUUUGAUAUCCCAAGUUCAUACCAGCACAGCUUCAGAUAAGGAUAAACAAGAUAAACGAUUGAGUACCAUAACAACAUCGUCAUACACUAAAAAGGUGAAAAAGAAUUACGUUGGUCCUUGGAAAUUGGGUCGUACCUUGGGUCGUGGUGCUACGGGUCGUGUCAGAUUGGCUAAACAUUCAAGAACCGGCCAAUUAGCUGCUGUCAAAAUUAUUCCAAAGAGUACUUUCAAAGACCCUAGCAAUAGUGCUGCUGGCCUUACUGAUGGGAUCGAGAGGGAAAUCAUCAUCAUGAAGCUUAUAUCCCAUCCAAAUAUCAUGGCUCUUUAUGAUGUCUGGGAAAAUAAAGGGGAAUUAUAUCUCAUUUUAGAAUAUGUCGAAAAAGGUGAGCUCUUUAACUAUCUCGUUAAGCAUAUCAGACUCGCCGAACGUGAAGCUGUCCACUAUUUCAAGCAAAUAAUUGCCGGUGUCAACUAUUGCCACUCUUUCAACAUUUGCCAUCGUGAUUUAAAACCAGAAAAUUUAUUACUUGAUCGUAACCAUAAUAUUAAAAUCGCUGAUUUUGGUAUGGCAGCUCUAGAAGUAACCAAUAAGAUGUUGAAUACUUCAUGCGGUUCCCCCCAUUAUGCUUCGCCCGAAGUGGUUACUGGUGAAAGUUACCAUGGUGGCCCCUCUGAUAUUUGGUCUUGUGGGAUUAUUCUUUUUGCAUUACUCACUGGGCACCUACCGUUUGAUGACGAACAUAUGACUAAAUUAUUAGCGAAAGUUCGUUCAGGGAUAUUCAGAAUUCCAAGUUACAUUAGCGUAGAAGCCCGUGAUUUAAUAAAGCGUAUGUUGACAGUUAAUCCCGCUAAACGUAUCACAAUUGAAGAAAUUUUGGUCCAUCCUCUCUUAAAAAAAUAUCCUGACCUGGCGUCCUCUAGCAAGAAAAAUAAAAACUAUAUGGAACCACCAUUGCCAAAAGACAUUAUGAAAAAACCUAUUGCCCCAGAAACAAUUGAUAGGGAAAUUCUUAAAAAUCUUCAAACUUUGUGGCAUGGAGAGAAAAAAUCGAAAAUUGUUGAAAAAUUAAUGGCCAACGAAGAAAAUGCUGAAAAAUUAUUUUAUUAUCUAUUGUUGAAGUACCGUCAGGAACACGCAAUGGAAGCUGCCGCUCAAUCUGCCAAGUCCAAGGCGGCCAAAAAGAAGCAAAUUGUUCAAACCACUUCUGGCGAAACCACAGCUAGGGAUUUGAUUUCUCAAAACAAAUUGACAAUGACAAAAUCCAAGAGUAUUGUUUCAACAACCAUAACUGACGAGCAUGGUAACAAGACUACCCAAAUUUCCAAGGAGCCAUUGUCUAAAGCUGCUAAAGUUAGGAGCACAUCAUACAAGAAGCUUGCCAAUUCCAAAUAUUCAUUGCAUAAAAUUGAUAACUCUACAUCGCGCACUAACAACCUCACUGGCUCACAUACAAGUGCUAAUAUCGCUGGAGGGGCUGGCAACUCCGGCGCUAAUGUCAGUAAACGCAGAACUAGAGAUAUUGACGGUAACCUUGUGAUUUCUGCUUCUUCUAGUUACCGUAAAAGUAUUACCUUCCAUACUAGAGCCAAACUGACUAAUAGCUUCAAGUCUUUCAAGAACUUGAGUGGUUACAAUAGCAAUUACAAUAUGAAAACCUACCAAGGGAUUGAUAAUGUUGUCGCUUCAAGCACUACUAACAAGGCUUCCAGAAAUACCACUGCUCCUGCGGUCACCACCCCAGUUGAUAACAUUGCUUUUGACGAAUUGGACAAGGAAAAUAAUGCCCCUAACACAAAACGUGGCUCAGUCCAAUAUGAUUUCAAUUUCCAGAAAGCUGCUGCUGAAGCCUGCGCUGCCCAAAAGAAUUCAGGUCGCUCGAAUUCCAGAAUGACUAAGUCUGCUUCAAAAAGAGAUAGUUUUAAUGCCUUCAGUAUUGGUCUGAUUCCAAACUAUGCCGCCAUGUUGGAUCAAAUCGGAUUACCGGACUCCCCUAGCGGCAAGAGCUUAACUUCUCCGAAGAAGAAACAAAGAAAAUCAUUGAGCCAUACCGGUAGUAUAGGUGGCGGGAUUUCUGCUGGCCAUCAACGGAGGGGAGAUAGCAAUGGAAGUAUCAAAAAAUUGCUGAAUGUCUCCUCUAGGUCCAAGAGAUCCAUUUUGAAUAGUUCAACCAGCAAAAAGAAUAUCCGUUACUCAAUGAAGAAAGAAUGGAAGAAGUCAGCUGGGAUGCAUUUGCCUGACUUGCCAAAGGUUCCAGGAUCUGAAGAGCAUGGUGCUCCUCCAAGUCUGGCAGGUACUAUAGUCAAUAAUGAUGAUGAUGCUGAGAAUACCAGUGAUAAUACUAUCAACAAUCAGAAAUCUCCUAUUUCUUCCAAGACUCACAAAAAGGUUCUCGGCGCAGGUGAUUUUGGCCCAGGAUUAUCUAACUCUGAUUUUGCAUUCUUUUGUGAACAAGUGUUUGGCUUUGAUAAAGACAAUGGGAAGAAAACGGGGAAUAAUAGAGAUAGAAGAUCUUCUAUGUUUUCGCAGUUUCCAAACUAUAAGGAGUUAGAAAUUGAAUAUCAAAAAAGAGUUGAAGAAGAUCGUCGUCGUGAAGAGGAACGUGUGGCGGCAAUAGAACGGGCGAAUGAAUUAACCGAGAAAGUCAAAAUGAUGGUAAAGAAAGCCCAACAACUAGAAUUAGAGAACCAAAGAUUGAAGCAAGGUGCUACAGGUGACCAAAAACAUCGCAGUGUGUCAUUAUUCGCAGGCGAUGGUGAUGUCAAAUCUGGAAGUCCAGAAAAGUUAAAACAAAGAAGAGCCAUCAGUGAUUUUACUACCGGUGACGAUCAUAAUAGAGUUGACGAUACUGGGAAUUCGCCAGUGAAGUUCUCAAAGGCAAACAAAGCUGUUAAAAACAAGAAUGUUAUACCAAUGGGACAACUAAGCCAAAGCCAUUCAGGGAGUGCAAGUCCCUCCAAAAAGAAAGCAAUGGACAGAACUAAGACUGUUGCAAGUGAAAUGACUAAUAUCACUACAACCACCACAAAUACAGACAAUGAAAGUAGGUAUCAAGAUGCAGUGGAAACUAUGGCUCGUGAAGUGACUAAUACCAGUAGCACUUUCAGUUUCAAUUUUGGUGCUAAUAAGCGCAAUUCAAUCAUUUCUACUGAUUCCAGAAUGAGUGAUACCGGUAAGAAGACGAUUUUUGCGUUUGGACAAUAUGGCACAGCAGGAAUGGCUGGUCCUAGAUCUCCUUCUAUCGUUGAGGAAGGUUACGGCAAUGAGACCGAUCCGAACACCACGGGGUUGCAAUCAUUUAUUCAGAGCAAGAAUGUGACUCUGAGUUCUACAGAAUCUCCAGUAGCUAAGAAAUUCGAUCUGACUUCUGUUGCUUCCAGUUUUGACUUUGACAAAAGCAAGGCAACAGCUACAAAUGAUAUUAAGAUCAAGGAGUCUGCUGUAGGGAAGAAGAAGAAUGAGUUGAAUAAUAAGCAUACCACCGAUAAAAUCAAGCUGGCUCAAAACUCCAGUAUCAUCAAGGGCUCCAGUAAUCCGCCUACCUCCAAUGCAAAAAUCUCAUUGAUUCCUCAGCGUGACGCUCCGAAACCUCCUCUGUCUAAGAAUUCGGUAGCAUCCCCAGUUUCUACCACUGCCACAAUCACUACCUCUUCCAAGAAUACUCAAACCAGUGUUAAGUCUGUGGUUGCUAAGAGUAAUAAUCUUGUAGUCAAGGCUAAUGCCACCACUACCACCACCACCGGUUCAGGAUUUACUUCCCUUUCUGCCACACCUGGUACUCCUACCACUGCCACUACUAGCACCACCGUUGCUGGCAUUACUGGAGAAAAGAAAACUCAAGAUAAUAACACUGUUGACCAAAAAUCAAAGACAAGCCAAGGCUCUAUGAUCAAACCUUCCACUAUCACAGCUAAAGCCAAGCUCGGUAGUCUUGAGAAAAAUGAACAGUCUGAUAUUGAUGGGUCGUCAUCAACGAUUACCAGCCCAACCGUGGAUCUUGCUCCUCUGGUUGACACUGAUAUUGUUGAAUCUAAGGGCUCUAAGGCUCCUUCAAUCAAGACUAUGUCCGAAUCUAUCAUCACCAAUCCAAAAGUGAAGCAAAGUUGGUUUUCUAAAGUCAUCAAUAAUUUUGUGCCAUCAUCAUCUUCAUCAUCGGUAUCUUCAACCCUCUCUUCUACCAGCUCUUCAGAGGAGGAAUUUAGGUACGAGUCAUUCUUGUCUGUUGAGGAUGUUCAGACAUUGAUUCGUAAUUCAUUAGCAUUACGACUUAAGGAAGGUAGUGUUCUGAAGGUGAAAUUCGAAUCUAAUAGUAUCUACACGGUUGUUCCAGCCAAGUUGGCGGGCAGCAGAUCUUUGAAAGUAAAAAUCAUCAUUUUGCCUUUGAGAAUAAAGAAGGGUACCGAAUAUGUGGAAAAGGCCGGUCAAAAAAUACUUAGUGAUAAGAAAAAGUGUGUGGUUAUUGUUAACCGUGAAAAGGGUCCAAGCAAGGCAUUUGCAAGAAUGGGACAAACUAUUCAAUUUAGUAUUCAAACUGAGGAAACUCAAUUUAGAACUAGAGAAAGUAGAUUGACCAAUGUUAGAUAA
Messenger RNA from Saccharomycopsis crataegensis, 4866 nucleotides. RefSeq names its product protein kinase. Gene Ontology annotation, molecular function: protein serine/threonine kinase activity; ATP binding. The record is from RefSeq and is a predicted model, not a curated record. The coding region runs from base 1 to 4866 and encodes 1621 amino acids. Gene Ontology annotation, biological process: signal transduction; protein phosphorylation. The transcript has a single exon. Lineage: Eukaryota; Fungi; Ascomycota; Saccharomycetes; Ascoideales; Saccharomycopsidaceae.